Messenger RNA from Paramuricea clavata, 1230 nucleotides. The record is from the annotation of a GenBank genome assembly. Lineage: Eukaryota; Metazoa; Cnidaria; Anthozoa; Malacalcyonacea; Plexauridae.
GAACACUUUGAAUGGAUGCGAAAAAAUCCCAAAGAAAUGUGGAAAACGAUUAAUAAACUUACAGGAAAAAAGUCAAUAACAACUUUAAUAUCCGAAAUCCAACCUGACAAUCAAAAUGUAACAAAACCAGAGGAGAUCGCAAAUAGAUUAAACGCGCAUUUCAAUGAGGUAGCAUCAAACCUAGCAAAAGACAUUCCACAAAGUUCCAAGACGGCAGAGUCUUACUUAACCUCAUCCAACGCACGGUUUAAUAUUCAAAACGUCUCAUUAACAAAAGUAUUUAAAUUGCUUUCGACGAUAAAAACAUCCAAGUCAGCAGGCCAUGAUAGAAUAUCCGGCAAACUUCUGAAAGAUGCGGCUGAAGUUAUAGCACCCACAUUAACAGCCAUAUUUAAUGCAUCUAUACAUGCGGGUGUAUUUCCUGAUGACUUUAAAACUGCAAUCAUUUCACCCAUUCAUAAAUCUGGAAGUAAAACAAAUUGCGAUAAUUAUCGCCCAAUCUCUGUUCUAUCAUCAGUUUCUAAAAUAUUUGAGAAAUUAAUUACCGAACAGCUUGAAACGUAUCUGGAAUCUAACGGCAUACUUACGGAACAGCAAGCAGGAUUCAGAAAAAAUAAUUCCACACAAACCUCCCUACUUAACGUUACAAACCAAUGGUUAAUUAAUAUGGACAAGGGUUGUUUGAACGGUGUUAUUUUUCUGGAUCUCAAAAAGGCAUUUGACUGCGUUGACCACCAUAUAUUAACUAAGAAAAUGCAUAUCUAUGGAAUAAGAGGACAUACACUUGCAUGGUUUCGAUCUUAUCUUACAAAUAGGACUCAAAUCUGCAAGGUCAACCAAGCAAUGUCUGAGGCAAGGACUGUUAAAUGUGGCAUACCUCAAGGUUCAAAUCUAGGCCCACUGCUGUUCUUGCUUUAUAUAAAUGACCUACCAAAUUGUCUGAGUCUGUCUUCAGCAAGCAUGUUUGCUGAUGACACAAACAUUUCAACUCACGGUGAUACUGGCAAUGAAAUACAAGAACGCUUAAACGCAGACUUAGAAAAUGUGCAUCAAUGGCUACUUGCAAACAAACUUACACUCAACAAACAAAAAACUGAAUAUAUGAUUAUCGGCUCACGACAACGUAUAUCAAAUAAAAUAGGGGAUCCUAAAAUUGAACUCGGUGAGUCAGAAAUUAAACGUGUUCAUAAAUCAAAAACUUUAGGAGUUAUUAUUGACGAGCGUCUUUGA